AUGAAGGCCCACGCUCUACUGGCAGUGAUACUGUCAUUCAUCCUCACAGCUUGGUGUAACCCCGUGAACAGAUAUGCCCCAACAGUAAAGAUCGACACAGGAGUCAUCUCAGGUACUACAAAGACAUUCUCUUCUACAUCCACGGAAACCACUGUUGUUCAAUAUCUCGGCGUGCCAUUUGCUGCACCACCAGUUCGCUUCGAACCACCACAACGACCAGAACCAUGGCAAGGUAUAUACGACGCAUCGGCUUACAAGCCGACUUGUAUCCAAAAAUUUGACUAUCCCGAAGAUGCACGUAAUCGCUCGAUAAAGUGGUUUAACACCCCGCCGCCGCCAGUUGGUGAAAGUGAGGACUGUCUAUACCUCAAUGUAUAUGUCCCAGCUGGGGCAGCAUCCAGGACCAAGCCCAAGGCGGUAAUGUUUUGGAUAUACGGAGGCGGCUUCGAUUUCGGUUCGGGAGCACUACCCAGCUACGACGGCUCAAGCUUCGCGGCAAAUCAAGACGUCAUUGUUGUGACGUUCAAUUAUCGGACCAAUGUGUUUGGAUUCCCAGGGUCGCCUCAAAUACCGCGUGAGCAGCAGAAUUUGGGAUUCUUAGACCAAAGGCUUGCCCUGGAUUGGGUUCAACGGAACAUCCACGCCUUCGGAGGCGACCCCCAGAGAGUGACAAUCUUUGGCGAGAGCGCCGGAGCAGGCAGUGUUGAUGCCCUCAUUACUGCACCACCGGAGCCCAUUCCCUUCUCAGCGGCUAUAAUGGAGUCCGGGCAGGCCAGCAUCAUCCCUCCAAACCCUUCUUCAUCCGUCUCCUGGCAACGGCUAGUUGUUCUCACCAACUGCUCGGGCACAGCUUCCCUUGAGUGUAUCCGCGAAAUACCAACCUCGUCAUUGAAGGACAUUGUAGAGAGAAACGCGCUCAAGUUCUUCCCGAUCCAUGACGGAGGGAUCACCUGGGCAGAUAAGCCACGCAUAGACAGACGCAAGUCGACGCCGCAGAAUUCUCGCAUUGCAAGAGUACCGAUACUCAUGGGAACAAACGCCGACGACGGUUCUGCUUUUGUUUACGGCGCUCUUGAUGUUAAGAAAUACUUGGAUACGGUUCUCCCUCCUAACACUCCGGUAGAGAGUAUCAACAGGGUGCUCGCAGAAUAUCCUAUUGGCUCCCCCGGUAUACUUGACGUCAACGGCCAGCUCAGUAAAAUCUACACAGACCUCGCCUUCCAAUGUCCUACGGCAGUGGUAUCAGCUGAAAGUGCAGCAGUGGGUAUCCCGACAUGGCGGUAUUACUACAACGCCAGCUUCGCAAACUCGGAGUUGUUUCCCGGAAGCGGUGUCGCUCACUCUACAGAGAUUGGUCCCGUCUUUGGAACGUAUCCUCGACAUAGGGCUACUCCUUUCCAGAGAGAGCUCAGUGCUACCAUGCAGAGAAUUUGGGCAGACUUUGCCAAGAACCCAGCUCAGGGACCUGGGUGGAAGAGUGUACCGGAGGUAGCCGUACUUGGAGGCGGCGCAAGGCCGGGAGAAAGCGACGUUGGGAGACGAGCGGUGGCAACUAUAAAUGCAAGACAGAUAGAUCAGAGAUGUUGGCUUUACAAACCUCUCUUUGACUUGGUAAGCGUGGUUUAG
Messenger RNA from Pochonia chlamydosporia 170, 1626 nucleotides. RefSeq names its product carboxylesterase domain-containing protein. The record is from RefSeq and is a predicted model, not a curated record. Gene Ontology annotation, molecular function: carboxylic ester hydrolase activity. The transcript is spliced from 2 exons. NCBI's taxonomy places the organism in Eukaryota, Fungi, Ascomycota, Sordariomycetes, Hypocreales, Clavicipitaceae. Bases 1 to 1626 code for a protein of 541 amino acids.